AUGGUGGAGCCAAGAGCGAACUCCACUGUCACGCCCUCCAGCAUAAACAGGCAGGCCCUGAAGCACGCAAAUGAAGACAAAGAAUUCUUUUCCUUCUGUCCCCCGGACGUGCAACCAAACACUCGCAUUAUUGCUCUCUGUGGUAUCAACGACUUUCAGAAUAAUGCCUCCCCCGAAGCAGAUGGGUGGUUUCUAUCGGACUUUUUUCUCUUCCACCAUCUUCUUCAACAUUCACAUACAUUCCACGCGUCGAAUCAACUGUGGUUCACCUGCGUUGAACCACGAGCUCUUGUGACGAAGUAUGGUGAAUAUGUGCAUGGCAGCAGGUCUGGCGACUGUAGAGUUGUCCUGGAUGCAAAAAAACUGGAGCAAAUUGAGUCAAGCCAAACGAUCCGCGUAAUUCCCGCGAAGGAUCUCCUGGAGCGUUUUUUAGCAACACUAAGAUCAGAGACACAAAUUGCAGUUCGAGAAAAUCAGCAGGUGCUAGUGUUCAUAUUUGGACAUGGAGAAGCAGAAUCCUUUGGGGUGUCCAUAGGAGGCGAAGGCCCUUCUGACCGAGCACUGCAACUUACCGAGAAAAAGUUACACGAAGCCAUUCACCCGAAUGUUGAUUUAACCCUGGUGAUGACAUCAUGUUUUUCAGGAGGGUGGCUUGUAAAGCCAUACACGGAUUCACGCCUCUCUGUGGUAAAGAGACUUAACGUGUCAGGUACGGCAGCCGCUGGUGAUGAGCAGGAGAGUAGAGCAUGGGCAUCGAGCGCCUCGCGCGGGAGAGCAGGGGGCUCUAUUUACGCGGCUGCUGUAUUGAAUGCACUGGUGCAACCGGCGGAAAUUCACCGGGAGGGCGUUGAUGAAAGCGAAGCAAUGAGCUGUCUGACGUAUAUAAACCUGCGCUGUGCGGUCCACCAAGCUUACAAAGAAUCGGAUCCAUUUUACGGUAUUCACGGAGUGUCAUUUGCAGCCGGGGACGAUAUGUGGGAAUCAGAAUGGAGAACGCGCUCGGGAUUUCCACUCCUUGACUACCAAAAGAAAUGGGAGGAACUACUCCAGGUUAGCCCUAACCAGCCAGCAUUUGAUAGCGUACCAACUCUGGGAUUUGCUGGUAGCAUUGGGAAGGGGUUCUACAAUGUCGUGAGGGCGAAAGCAAGGGCCUAUGCGGACUCAUUCCCCGGCGCUGAUAACCUGGCGCCAAAUCUACCACUCCACUAUUCGGUCCGUCAGUUGCUACAAGGGGCCCAGUUUUCGGAGAAUAAGCUUAUGAGCAUUAAUGACAGCUUGGACUAUCGUUUAUCUGCGUUACAGCUCGCCACUCAAUAUACCACCUUCCUUGAACUUGCAUUCCCGGACGCAGUGUCAUUUGAUGUGGAGAAGUGGGCCCUCCAAGCGGACAACCAGCGGCUAGAAUUGUUUCGAAAGGUUAAAAGAUACAAUUUGAAUCAGAAAAUCUUCGAUAGACCCAUCGGGGAUCAGGGUUGGCGCUAUCCUAAGCCGGAUCAGUAUUUAGCAAUCGCCUUGAUAGAGUCUUCACUAAUAUAUGAAGAUAUUUGUGAGCGGAUCGAUCAGAUCAAGACAGUAAAACUGGGAGCACAGCGUUUCCUUGCUAAAAUGCCAAUUGCAGAGAAGAUAAUGGGGAACCAGAAGGUUAUGAAAAAGCAGGACAAGUUUGUACAGACAUGGGGGAAGUUAACAACUCGUCUGAGAUCAUUGUCACCGCAAAAAGGUUCGCGAAAACCGCUGCCACUGUCACCAUGA
Molecule: messenger RNA, 1752 nt
Organism: Histoplasma capsulatum G186AR
Lineage: Eukaryota; Fungi; Ascomycota; Eurotiomycetes; Onygenales; Ajellomycetaceae
Exons: 3
Coding region: 1-1752 (583 amino acids)
Source: RefSeq, a predicted model, not a curated record